AUGACGGAGGGAAAAGUUGACUGUGUUACCGAAGUUGAUGAUCCAGAGAGUGAAAUGCAGAUGAAGACUGCCAUACUACUUAAGCAACUGGAUCUGCACCUUCUCAAUCACUUGCUGAAACACAUUUCCCCAGAAAUAUAUAUAAAUCCAAGAAUUGUGAAGAAAGAUAUAAAGCUUCUAAAACGUUUCUCAGGAAAAGGAGAACAGACAGUUUUGGAAUCUAUUGAAUACACUUCAGAUUAUGAAUUUUCAAAUGGAUGUCGAGCUCCACCUUGGAGACAGAUUUAUGGGGAAAUGUGUUAUGUGCUGGUGAAGCCACAUGCUGUGGAAAGUUUGUGCGUUACUUGUAGAGAAGGAGUAUUUUUAAAUGGUGGCAAAACAGAUGCUGGAGAUGAAAUUAAUUAUGAGAGAAAAAGUGCAAUUUACAAGGACAUUGUCACAUUUUUAAGAGAAAAAUCAGUAAAAUUUUCAGAAAAUAUGUCUAAACAUGCAACCAAAUUUAAAGAACAACAACAAAUGGAAAAAGAUCAGCAUGAUAAGGCUCUUAAGAAGGAAGAAACAGCCACCGUCCAUAAAACUGUAUCUGGUUCAGGAAAGAGUACACUGGAGAAGAACCAAAUUAAUUUUGUGAAAAAUCAAAUGACCAGGAGAUUAGAGCCAAGCUUAAACUGGAAGACAACCCUUGACUUCAAAUCUCACAGAAGUUCAAUAAAAGACAGCCAACAGGAAAAACAUGGCGGAAAAUUUGAAAAAGUGAGGUCAUCCGCUUCCCAUGGAAGAGCCCAGUUAAGCAGUAAAAGUACUGAUAAAAUUGAGGAGAUUUCCAGUGAGAACUCCUCAGAGAGUGAGGAGGAUGAAGAACCUGCUGAUCACCGUCAGGAGGUGAAUGUGGAUUUGCCAUCCGAGUACUGGCAAAUUCAGAAGCUGGUGAAAUAUCUGAAGGGAGGAAAUCAGACAGCUACAGUGAUUGUGUUGUGUUUGAUGAAGGAUUUCAACCUAGUCCAUGAGACCUGUCAGCUGGCAAUCAGAGAUGUGGGAGGCCUUGAAGUUUUAAUAAAUUUACUUGACACCAAUGAAAUCAAGUGUAAGAUUGGGUCAUUAAAAAUCCUGAAGGAAAUCAGUCACAAUCCUCAAAUCAGACGUAACAUUGUUGACCUCAGGGGCUUACCGGUCAUAGUUAAUAUACUUGAUUCUCCGUACAAGAUUCUGAAGUGUUUGGCUGCAGAAACUAUUGCGAAUGUUGCCAAGUUCAGACGAGCCCGGCAGGCAGUGAGACAGCACGGGGGCAUCACCAGGCUGGUUGCUCUCCUGGACUGUGCACAGCAAGCCUCACAGCCUGCCUACUCAAGUCUGUAUGAGACCACAGACGCGGAAGUGGCUCGCUGUGGGGCGCUGGCAUUGUGGAGCUGCAGUAAGAGUUAUGCCAAUAAAGAAGCCAUUCGUAAAGCCGGGGGCAUCCCUCUGUUGGCUCAACUGCUGAAGACUUCUCAUGAAAACACGCUCAUUCCAGUGGUGGGGACAUUGCAAGAAUGUGCAUCAGAGGAAAACUACCGAGCUGCAAUCAAAGCAGAAAGGAUCAUUGAAAGUCUGGUAAAGAACCUAAACAGUGAGAAUGAGGAGCUGCAGGAGCACUGCGCCAUGGCCAUUUACCAGUGCGCCGAAGACGAGGAGACGCGGGACCUGGUCAGGCUGCACGGAGGCCUGAAGCCCCUGGCGAGUCUGCUCAACAACACCGACAACAAAGAGCGGCUGGCUGCUGUCACGGGGGCCAUAUGGAAGUGCUCCAUCAGCAGAGAGAACGUGACCAAGUUUCGGGAAUACCAAGCCAUUGAAACUUUGGUGGGACUUUUAACAGAUCAGCCUGAAGAAGUACUUAUUAAUGUGGUUGGGGCCAUAGGAGAAUGCUGCCAAGAUUAUGAAAACCGAGUCAUUGUCCGGAAAUGUGGUGGCAUUCAACACCUGGUGAACCUCCUCGUUGGAAUAAACCAAGCUCUUCUGGUGAACGUCACAAAAGCAGUUGGUGCCUGUGCGGUAGAACCUGAAAGCAUGGUAAUAAUUGAUCGUUUAGAUGGAGUUCGUUUGUUGUGGUCCCUGCUGAAAAAUCCUCAUUCAGAUGUGAAAGCCAGUGCAGCAUGGGCCCUUUGUCCUUGCAUCAAAAAUGCUAAGGAUGCUGGAGAAAUGGUUCGUUCCUUUGUUGGUGGUUUGGAACUUGUUGUUAAUUUACUGAAGUCAGAUAACAAAGAAGUUUUGGCAAGUAUAUGUGCUGUCAUUACCAAUAUAGCAAAAGAUCAAGAAAAUUUAGCUGUUAUUACAGAUCAUGGAGUUGUCCCUUUACUGUCCAAGCUGACAAAUACAAAUAACGAGAAAUUGAGGCGUCAUCUGGCAGAAGCUAUUUCCCACUGCUGUAUGUGGGGCAGGAAUAAAGUGACCUUCGGUGAGCACAAAGCAGUGGCUCCACUGGUGCGCUACCUGAAAUCGAAUGACACCAGUGUGCAUCGAGCGACAGCGCAGGCCUUGUACCAGCUCUCAGAAGAUGCCAACAACUGCAUCACAAUGCAUGAGAAUGGCGCAGUAAAGCUUCUACUGGAUAUGGUUGGGUCCCCUGAUCAGGACCUCCAGGAAGCCGCAGCUGGUUGCAUAUCCAACAUCCGAAGGCUGGCUCUUGCCACGGAAAAGGCAAGAUACACUUGA
Messenger RNA from Lepus europaeus (European hare), 2691 nucleotides. RefSeq names its product outer dynein arm-docking complex subunit 2-like. The record is from RefSeq and is a predicted model, not a curated record. Lineage: Eukaryota; Metazoa; Chordata; Mammalia; Lagomorpha; Leporidae. Gene Ontology annotation, molecular function: protein binding.